Molecule: messenger RNA, 1773 nt
Organism: Lineus longissimus
Lineage: Eukaryota; Metazoa; Nemertea; Pilidiophora; Heteronemertea; Lineidae
Product: centromere protein O-like
Exons: 6
Coding region: 84-995 (303 amino acids)
Cellular component (GO): kinetochore; Mis6-Sim4 complex
Source: RefSeq, a predicted model, not a curated record
UUAAAAAUGGUGGCAAAUUUAAAGAAAUCUCUUGAUUCCUUCAUAAUUUUGCAAUAAUUCUGCUGCUUUAUUUAGUUCAUAUAAUGGCGACGAUAAACAGACACUAUGCCAAAGUGAAUGUUUUUGAAGAACUACAAAACUUGGAGCUGAGAGCCAUACAGCUUGAACAGACAAGAAAAGAAGACACUAGACAUGACCAGAAAUUGAGGGACCUGAAGGGAAAGCUGGAGAAACUGACGGCAAAGAGAGAUGACCUGAGGAGGCAGCUCAAGGGAGGCCCAAAAGAGGUAGUCGCUGAAGCACUGACGACUGGCAGGAAGAUGUCUGCAGAUGAGAGAUCGAACCUAGAGGCAACACUACAAGAUGCUGAGUUGAAGAGGGUGCAAGAAUUGCAAUCACUUUAUCGACUCACAGGAACCUCAACCGACCUGGUCGAAAAAAACGUCUUGCGUUGGAGAUUCGACACCUCCUACAAAGGAGAGUUCUUCGAGCCGUAUUACGUCGAAAUCAAGGUUGACCCAAACGUUCCUUCGUCUGCGCUGCAUCACACCUUGCCUCUGUUUAUCCCACUGGACGAACUGAUGGAGCACCACCUAUAUCACGAUGUGAAAGGAUUUGUGGAAGCGGUGCAUCAGUAUCUCAUCCCGUUUGUGAUGCGGCGGGAGGAAGUUCUAAAGAUGGAGAGAAAAUUUGACGACAACAUCGAUACAGAUAUCAGCGUCAGUGGCAGUUACGAUUGCAUAAGUUUCACCUUGGUUGACGUCAAGUACUUCGAAGAGCCCCUCGACAUCCGGUUGGUUUAUGACGAUUUGAAAGAUCAUGCGCCCUCAAGGAUUUCGAUAUCUCCUCCAGAAGGAUCUGAGGUGACUUCGAGCGGCCGGCAGGUGAUAGCUCAGUAUACCGAUCUACUCUCUCGUCGACCACUGUCGGAGGCGGUCGAGUCAAUCAUUACAGGACGAAUGGACUUAUCUGGUAGCUCACCACCGAAGAACUGAGGUCGUCUUCUGAGACUCAUCUGCAAAUUCACUGAUGACUGAAAAACAGUAUUUUUCAGUUGUGACAGCUGUCUUUAGUGUUGAAAGAGACUUAUCUGCACAUUGUCAUUUAAGGAGAAUGGACUCAUCUGCAAAUUCACCACUGUAGAGCUGAGGUGGUCCUCAGUUGUGAAAGUUGUCUUUAGUUGAGAAAUAGACGUGUCUGUGAAUUCACCACUGAAGCGCUGAGGUGGUCUUCAGUUGUGAAAGCAGUCUUUGGUGGGGAAAUGGACCUAUGUGCAAAUUCACCACUGAAGAACUGAGCAGUAAUUCUGUUGUGGAAGUUGUUUUUAGUUGAGAAAUGGACUUGUAGGCAAAUUCACCACUGAACAACUGACGUCGUCUUCAGUUGAGAAAGGUCAUUUUAGGAGAAGAGACUUAUUUGGAAAUUCACCACUGUAUGACUGAGGUGGUCUUCAGUCCUUCUGUCAAGAUAUCCUCUCCUGCCAGUAGGCCCUUGGGUUGUGCUAGUCAAAAUGUCCUCCGGUUGUGACAGUCAAUACGUCCCCUAGAAGUGAUCUUGCUUUUAGAGUUUGCUCAACACCUUAGAUUGUGAGAGUGGGGACAUCCAGUCUUGCCAACCCAGGGAUGUUUUGGCUGGAGGACGUUUUGAUUAGACAGCCACAACUCGACUAAAGCAUGUAGUUCUUGUAACAGCUUGUUCUGUUACCUGUCAUGCCAAUCCAAUGCCAAGGUUCCUUUAAUGAUAUCCAUUAUUCAAUAAUAUGAAUCCAUGCUA